GACUGAGGCUGUCAUUCUGCCUAAAAUCUCCUUUUGUGUUCCACAGAAGAAAGUCAUUCAGGUUUGUAUCAACUAUUCCUUUUUUAACUUUUGAUGGUGCAAUUUACUAAUGUGUGAAGAAGUAGUGGAAAUGUCUUGAGUUUCAUUCGUCACUUGAAAUGGAAAAGGUUGAAAGGUUUUGAAAUGUUUCUCUCUUCUUCAGUUUGUCAGAGGUGUUUUGUGAAAUCCAGCCAAUUGUUUCUCCGGACUUUAGGGGUCACAGGAAAUUCUAUUGUUUUAAUGUCCGUAUGUGCUGAUUUUUAACGGAUGCGAGGAAAGGGAAAUAUCAUCUGUUUUCAGUCCUGUAACUAACAGAGAAGCACCCAAAAUGUGAUUUUUCAAUGUAUCAUGUUUUUUGUUUCAAUGCAUUCUAUAAAGUACCCAGUUAAUGGAAUAUAUGUAACAGGAUUAUGUAUUUAAAAUGUAAAAUUCCGUAUUCCACUACAGUUACAAUUUAAAUCAUUGGUAAUUAGAAUACAGUUACAUUCAAAAAGUAUUUUGAUUACUGAAGAGAUUACUGUGCAUUUUAUUGUCAUUUUUUUCAUUUAAUAUUUAGACUUUUCAGUUGUAAAACAAUUAUGCAUAUACAUUAUGUAAUCUGAGGUGCACUUGAACAGCAGUGAAACACUUUCUUAUGAUUUGUUACAUUCAUACAUGUUCAAACUGUUGUGAGUGAAACAUGACGUCAUUGAGGAACUUUCCUUUGAUAGUUUAAUAGAGGAGCUACAAUGUUUCUACAGCUUAACAAAAAACAGUUGAAAACAUAUGUUUGAUGUUGAAUGAAGGUUUUUUCACCGUUAUCUGUAACUCGUGAUUUCUUGAAGAGGUGUGGUGUUGUGCCAGGAGGUGGCACUAAUUUCUUAAUGUAGCUCUUCUGAAAGAACACAUUUACCUGUGUUAUGACCUAUUUUGUCUAACUUGUGUUGCUUUGCUUUCAGUGUUCUUCAGGUAUAUUUUAUGUUACUAUUUCCCUUUAAUGAAUAAUGUUUUUAGAGCAUUCAUCCAAAGUGUGGUCUUCCUCCUUGUCAUGGCUUACGAACCAGACGUGACGUGGCAGUAGUGCUGCACAGUUAAUCGAAAAACUAAUCGCGGUUACGGCUGCCGCGAUUAUGUAUUCGUGAAAACUGAUGAUUACAGCCUUUAAGUCUGCUCCUGUUGUGUCAGUGGUUUCUAUUUACAACAUGUAUUCUAACCAAUCACAGACAUGUCCGUUGAGCAAUGAAAUGGCAAUAGCCAAUCAGAGAUGCUUAAAUUAGUCCUCUGACCUAUCAGUAAUGACAACUGAUCCUAAUGCGCAAGUUUUAAACAGUCCCAGAUGCUUGUCAGUGAUCUCAAACAGAUCUCAGAUUAUUUUAUCCCCUUUUCUCUCAAUUUGGAAUUCCCACUUCUUAGUAGGUCCUCAUGGUGGCGCGGUUACUCCCCUCAAUCCGGGUGGCCUCCGCUUCUGAGACGUCAAUCCGCGCAUCUUAUCACGUGGCUCGUUGUGCAUGACACCGCAGAGACUCACAGCACGAGAGGCUCAUGCUACUCUCCGCAAUCCACGCACAACUUACCACGCGCUCCAUUGAGAACGAGAACCACUAAUCACGACCACAAGGAGGUUACCCCAUGUGACUCUACCCUCCCUAGCAACCAGGCCAAUUUGGUUGCUUAGGAGACCUGGCUGGAGUCACUCAGCAUGUCCUGGAUUCAAACUCGCGACUCCAAGGGGUUGUAGUCAAUGUCAGUACUCGCUGAGCUACCAGAACCCCCUAAGCUUGUUUUGGAGGUGUAGCCAACAUAAAGAAUAUGGCAUGAAUGGCAUAUUUCAUGCAUCACCGUCAUUAUUAUAGCGUCUGCUCUAAAAAGACCCAAUUCCCCCGCAGCUGUUAUUGGUAGAUUUAAAAUGUUCACUAAUUGCAAAAUUCUGAUUUCUAAUUACCAAAGUGCAUCCGCUGAGGCCAAAUAUGAUCCAUCGAAGAUCUUACGUGAACAAGAUCACCAUUGCAGAUCUAAUGGGUUGAAUGGGCACACGUCUCGCCACCAUGGUCGUGUCUAGAAGCUCUCCUGCAGAUGAUCUCUUGGAAACAGAUGUAGCUCCUGAUAUUUCACCUCGGAUCAGAUCUCCGAGCGGAAGACCCAGGAGAGGAGUCCCUCUGCCAACCCCCAGAAACAAGCUGGAUUCAGCAGGAAGCUCUGACGAAUAUGACGAUCACGACUCGGACCACUGCAGAGACACUAAACUCAUAGACAUGGCCAACAAGAUGUCCUUGAUGGUUCCCAAGGAGACGAAACCCCGUUACAACAGCCUGUGUAGCGAUGACGAGCUACUGGAUGAUGAUGGCUGUUGCGAAUCCAUAUCAGAUGAACGGGGUUCAUGGAUCGAAGAUUUCAGUUUGAUCCCCAGCUGUCAGAACAGCAUCUAUCUGCCAAACACAGGUCAUGUUAAUGCUCCGCCCCCUCGGGAAGACUCCGCCUCCACUCUAACCCCUGUUAUUAAAAUGGGCUGGCUGUACAAGAAUCCUCCACAGGGGUCUCUGAUCUAUCAGCACCGUUGGGUUAAACUUGAUGCUGAGUACCUGAGAUACUUCGACAGUGAGAAGGACGUCUAUUCCAAGCGGAUCAUACCAACUGCGUCCAUCACGGGGGUCGUCAACGUGGGGGAUCUGAAGUUUGAAGUGGUGACACACAAUCGCACUUUCCUGUUCCGAGCAGAGAGUGACUUGGAGAGAAACGAGUGGGUAAUGGUGUUGAAGGAUUGUGUCGGAGCGCCUCGGCCGCAGACGAGUCUGGAUUUGACCUUUAACUCCUGCGUGGCCUCUGAGAUGAAGGGUUAUCUGGAGCUGCGGGGUCUGCGCUCUAAGCUCUACACGGUCGUGUGCUUGGAUAAAGUCUUUCUCUACAAAAACACUGAGGAUUAUCGUUUGGGAAUAGGAAUCACCUCAAUUGAUAUGAAUGUUGGUAAUGUGAAAGAGGUGGACCGAAGAGCAUUUGACCUGACCACACCAUACCGCAUAUUCAGUUUUAUUGCAGAUACAGACCAGUUGAAGGAUCAGUGGGUGGAGGCAAUGCGCAAUUCUAUCGCAGAGGCAUUGUCCAAUUAUGAUGUUGCUGAGCGGAUCUGGUCGGAGCCGUCCAAUCAGAUGUGUGCAGACUGUGGUGCUGCUAAACCCGAGUGGGCCGCGAUCAACCUGGCCGUGGUUUUCUGCAAGCGAUGUGCAGGAGAACAUCGUGGUCUGGGCCCAAGCAUUUCAAAAGUACGAAGUCUCAAAAUGGACAAGAAGGUUUGGACUGAAGAUCUCAUCCAGUUGUUCGUCACUCUAGGAAAUGAGCGAGCCAAUCAGUUUUGGGCGGCGAAUGUCCCACCGAGCGAGGCGUUAAAGGUGAUCAGCAGCAGUGAGGAGCGACGGAGUUUCAUUACGGCAAAAUACCGUGAGGGGAAAUACCGUCGAUAUCACCCGCUGUUCGGCAACCAGAGAGAACUCAACAACGCGUUGUGUAUUAACGUUCAGUCCAGCGAUGUGUGCGAGACGUUGGCAUUGGUUUUCUGUGGUGCUGAUUUGAACUGUGACACGGGCGACCCUAAUCUGCCCUCGCCGAUCGCCCUGGCGCAACAUCACGGUCAGAAACUGCAGGUGGAGUUUCUCACCCAGAACCGCAACACAGAGCUCCCAAAUUCAGAGCUGAAGGUUGCCAUAGAUACAAUGCACUACAUGGCCCCGCCCUCCAUCACGCAUAAUGGUUUCCUUUUUAAGACCGCCUCCAUGGCUCGACCAAUCACAGAGAAGAAGGGCAAAGAAGAGUUCAGUCGGCGCUGGUGUGUUCUGAACGACGGUCAUUUUAGCUACUAUGAAAGUGAUAAAAACGCGACACCAAACGGCGGACUGAAGAUGAAAGAGAUCGUGUGUCUCGCCGUCAACCCCGCUGAGACUCAUGGGUAUGAUCACACAUUUGUAUUGUACACUGACACUGAGCGCUUGUAUCUGUUCGGCACUGAUAAUCCAGAAACCACGCGUGAGUGGGUCAAAUCCAUCGCUAAGUCAUUUAUUCCAGUCGGAGCGGAGGAUCUGUUACUAAAAGACUUUGAGCGCAUCGGCCGACUGCGUUAUAAAGAUGGUCUGAAUCUUGAGACCUCCAGACUGGCCUGGUUCUGUCUAGUGGGGUCGAAUUUGCACAUCCGCCUGAAUGAACAUCCCAGAGAUGAGACCGUCGACCUGCAGAAACUCCUGGAGCUCUCGAUCCAGCCUGAGAAUGAAGUUCUAGUUCUAGUGGAGAGAGGCAGGACGCUGUACAUCGAGGGUGAGAGGAAGUUGGAUUUUCAGGGCUGGGCGACAGCGAUCCAGAGAGCAGCAGGGAGUUCAGGAGACACAUUGAGUCAACAGCAGCUGACAGAGGCGAAUAUUCCUGUUAUAGUGGAGCGCUGCAUUCACUUCACCACACAAUACGGUCUGACCUCAGAGGGCAUCUAUCGUAAGAGUGGAGUGAACAGUAAGAUUGCCGCCCUGCUGCAGGAGUUCCGGCGUGACGCGAGGUGUGUGUGGCUGAAGGAGGGAGAACAUCAGGUGGACGAUGUGUCCAAUGUUCUCAAGAGAUUCUUCAGAGACAUCCAGGAGGGGUUGUUUGGACAGCAGGCGCACAACUGGCUCAGCACUACAGCUGUUUCAGAUGAAAGCAGUCGAGUCUGUCAGUAUCAUCUUCUGUUCAGUAACCUGCCGCGAGUCAAUCAGGCGACACUACGAGCACUAGUCAAUCAUUUGUACUGCGUCCAGCGGUUUGCCGAUCUCAAUCAAAUGAAUCUUCAUAAUCUCGCUAUCGUGUUUGGACCGACUCUCUUCCAGACAGAUGGGAAGGAUUACAAUGCCGGGCGCGUCAUCGAGGAUCUCAUCCAACACUACGUCACCAUAUUCGAUGUGAACGAGCAGCAGUUAAAAAGACAGUUAGAUGAGAUCACGUACAUCAUAAAACUGAGAGAUAACCUCAAUCCUAAAGCUGGACUGGCCAGUGGAGAUUUCAUUUGUACUGUUUACCUGGAGGAGAAAAAGGAAAUGGCUGAACAGCAUGUAAAGAUUCCCGCCACAAUGACGGCAGCAGAAUUGACGUUUGAGAUUCUGGAUCGACGGAAAAUCAGUGUGAGAGAGAAAGACUACUGGUGCUGUUUCGAAAUCAAUGAGAAAGAGGAGACGGAGCGUCCGCUGCACUUUCAGGAGAGAGUUCUGCCGAUUCUGCAUUCACUCGGUACAGACAGUUACCUACUCGUCAAAAAACACUUCUCUAUGGAAGCCAUGCUCGUCUACCUCGCCAGUAAAGUGGAAGUGUCUAAACACGGUAUGAUGAAGUUUCGAGAAGAAAGGAGUUUACUGGGUUUGGGUUUGAGUUCUGGCAGCUUCAACGACCGAUACUUCAUACUGACCAACACCUCGCUUAGACUCUAUAAAGAAGUCAGGAAUCUACAAAAACUACAAAUCCCAGAGCUGCAGUGUAGUAAUCGUCCAGAGAGGGAGUGGCCAGUCAAGUGUCUGAAGGUUUAUCACGGCAUAAAAAAGAAGCUCCGCCCACCUACUUGUUGGGGUCUUACAGUCAUCUAUGAGAGUGAGAAACAUGACAAGCAAGAGAGACAGCAAUGGUAUCUCUGCUGCGAUACACAGAAUGAAAUGAGAGAAUGGUUCGCUACAUUUCUGAGCAUACAGAACGGAGGUCACGUGUGGCCGGCGGAGUGGUUGAAGUCUCGUGCUGCGAGUCGUUCGGCACCUCUGGAGGCUCGUUUUGGUAAUGUGUCAUUGAUUCCGCUGCGCGGCAGUGAGAACGAGAUGAGGAACAGUGUCGCCGCUUUCACUGCUGAUCCUCUCGCCCUCUUCAGAAAUGUUUGACGAUGAAGUAAACAAUGUUCAGGUUUGUGAGGGUUAAAGUCACAUCGGCAGCGUUUGAUCUGGAACUUCAGUCAGAUCCUGUGUGAAGAAUUCUGGACUACUUUGUAUCUUACAGUCUCUGAGCAUUUGGAUGUUCAUGUAGUUUUACACGCACUUUGACCUUUCACAGAGGUGACAGCACCUUAUAUUUCACUGAUUUAACCGUUCACUCUUUCUGUGGUGCAUUCAGUCUGUUACUGGACUCACAUGGAUCACACGGUGUUGAAGGACAGAUCAGAACACUCGUCUCAUUCUGUCUGCAUGUGUUCAUUAGACGGAGGCUUCGCAUGUGGAAUAUCUCAAAUUUAUUGUCCAUUUAAGCAAAUGAAACACUUGAGUUUGGAGGGGCGUAUCCUGAGAGCCGAUGGACGUGUGAUUAAUGUUAAGUGUUUUACAGACUUGCUCAAAUGAUUUCACAGGGUUUGGUUCUGUUAGUUGUGUUUGGUUCGAACACAAACGUUAAUCAAAUGAAGAAUCACAUGAUGUUUUAAAUGUCACAGUUCAUAAACUUUAUGUGAGUGGAUAUAAUGCUGCAUUGACGCAUAUCAGAAUUACCAUAAUGACAAGUUUCCGAGUUGUAACCAUUCACAUCUUGUUGAACUAAAGUUGAUUGUUGAACAGUUAACGGUAGUUAUUUCAGUUAUCGCUACAUAUUUCUGUUGAAAAGUCAUUUUACUAUAGUCAGUGUUACCUAGUGCAAUUUCUAUAUUUUUCAGUAUUUUUGCAUGAAGUAAUGUAUUGGUGAAAUAUCAGCAACAAAGUUGGAUUCACAUGGAUUCAUUGUUGGUGUUAUGACCGUCGCCUAAAUCAGAAGGCGUGAGCAUUAGAGUUGUUAUUGGUAAUUCCAAUGAGACGUGAAUGCAGCAUAAGACUGUGUGUGUGUGUGUGUGUGUGUGUGUGUGUGUGUGUACUUGUGUAUGUUUAUAUCAGAUAGUGUGUGUGUGUGUGUGUGUGUGUCGUGUCUGAAGUCAAAUGUACCACAACUUGUUCAUUGUGUUGAAACAGAUGAAAGGACCAAUUAUGUUUUAGUAAUAUUGAUUUAAAUAACUUUAUUCAUAUAAUUAGUUGUUAUAAUUUAAUCAGUUUUCAUACUAUUGCAUUCUAAAUGAGACUUCAAUGUUUUUUUAAGAGACACAUCAGUGUAAAAUCGCGUUGCUUUAGUUUACACACUCUGAGCUUCAUUCAUGAAACAGAAGCAGAACAGAUUUAUGUGUAAGUCAUUCGUAAAACCAUUAUUACAUAUACAGACACAUGUAACUAUUUACCCAAGAAUAAAUUAAACAGUUUGCGUAAUCGUGGUCUAUACAAACUAAUGUGAUUGAUUGAGAAUGCACAAGAGUUUACAUCAGCAUUGUUUUAUAUCAACCAAUGCAUUCAAUGCAAGAAUGGUUUUACAAAACAAAGCAGCAAUGUACAUAAACGUUUAUAUAAAAGAAUGCGGCAAUUUACAUAAAACAAUAUAAGAACACAUGGUACAGUUUACAUAGGAUUUUACGAACCAAUGCGACAAUUUACAUAAAAAUGAUUUUACGAUCAAAUGCAACAAUUUACGUAACAAUGGCUUUAUGAAAUAAUGUCAAUUUAAAUAAAGCUUUUACGAAAGUGUCAAUUUACAUAAAAAAUAGCAUAUAAAUGCAACAGUUAACAUAAUUAUGGAUUUACAAAAUAAUGCGACAAUUUACAUAUAUUUUUUUUACAAACAAUGCAGCAAUUUACGUAACAAUGGUUUUAUGAAGUUAUUUGUCAAUUUACAUAAGAAUGCUUUUACGGAAGAAAGCGUCAAUUUUCAUAAAAUUUCCGAACAAAUUCAACAAUUCACUUAAUUUGGGUUUUACAAAAUAAUGCGACAAUUUACACAGAAAUGGUUUUACGAAGAAAUGCAACAAAUGAAUUAAGAAUACUUUUACGAAAGCGUCAAUUUACGUAAAAGAUUUUUACAAAGAAAUGCAAAAAUUUACGUAAGAAGGUUUUACAAAAUAAUACGACAGUUUACUUAACAAUGGUUUUAUGAAGUUAUGUGUCAAUUUACAUAAGAAUGCUUUUAUGGAAGAUAGCAUCAAUUUAUGAACAAAUGCGACAAUUUUUGCAAGUAGGGGUGGGUAAAAAUAUCGAUGAUCGAAUCACCAGUGGAUGAAUUGUGUAGUAUAGUGGAGAAGUAUUCAGCAGCGAGAUCCUUUCACUGCGUGUUGAGAGUAAAGUUGUUCCAUGUCCAAAGACGAGAUCCACGCGACUCAUUUUUAAUUGAAUAAUGUCUCUUUUAAUACUCUUUCUGUUCUUUACAGUCAAUUGUUGAUCAUAAACAACAAAAAAUAAACAUUUAAUUGUAAUCAGGCAUAGAACAGAUGAGAUAAAGCCGUUUGAGUCUCUCUCGUGAACAUGCGCUCAUUUACAGACGUUGUUUACAGAACUGCUGGUUUUCUUAAAGAGACAGUACCGGUUUUACUACGUGUUCAACAAAUCAAUGUAAAUACCUGUAAAUAGUAUAAAUUAUGCAAUUACAUAAUUAAAUAAUCACACAUGAAAAUAACAAAAAAUAAUAUAUGCAAUAUAAUAUCAUAUUUAUUAAUUAAAUACAUUGAUUUGUUAGUUUUAAAUGAUAAAAAAAACUAUUAACUAUUAAAACUAACCCCAUUUAAUAUAUAAAUAGUAAAAUGAAUAUUUUCAUAUUGUACUUAGUUAGAAGGUUCCCAGUAUUAUUCACAGAAUUAGCUGGGAGAUAAUUUAUUUCAUUUAUAAGCAAAAGGGACAUUUUAACUGAAAUUAACUCAUAUGAAUCAAUAUUGAAUCAAAUCGGGAAAUCUGUAUCGAUACCCAGUCCUACAAAAUAGUGCAACAAUUUACACAGAAAUGGUUUCACGAAGAAAUUCAAUAAAUUAAGAAUGCUUUUACGAAAGAAAGUGACAAAAAAUGUUUUACUAAAUAAUGCGACAAUUUACUUACAGUAUUUUAACAAACAAAUUCAACAGUUUACGAACAAUGGUUUUAUGAAGUUAUGUGUCAAUUUACAUUCAAAAAAAAUUAAUGACCAAAUGCAACAAUUUACUUAGGGUUUCACAAAACAGUGCGACAAUUAACACCGAAUGGUUUUAUGAACAAAAUUGCGCAAGCAAGGUUUUAUGGAAAAAAAGUGACCAUUUACAAUAUUUUAUGAACAUGACUUGCACAGAAACUCGUUCUGUUUGUUUCAUGAGUGAAGAUGUUCGAUUCUGUAAAAACAACAGGAUUUGUUUCAUCUGAUGGUGGUUUGAUUAAAUAAGUGUGUAAUUGUCAGGGGUUUAAGCUCAGAGUAGAUGUGAAAUUAAAUUUGAUGAUCUAAAAAAUGGGUUUGCUCAAUUAUUUCCCAUCAGUUCUGUUAAUUAACAAACAGAUUUUACCCAGAAAGGAAUUUAUUAAGGGUCACAGUGAGUGUGUGUGUGUGAGUGUGUGAGUGUGUGAGUGUGUGUGAGUGUGUGUGAGUGUGUGUGAGUGUGUGAGUGAGUGUGUGAGUGAGUGUGUGAGUGAGUGUGUGAGUGAGUGUGUGAGUGUGUGAGUGAGUGUGUGAGUGUGUGAGUGUGUGAGUGUGUGAGUGAGUGUGUGAGUGUGUGAGUGAGUGUGUGUGUGAGUGUGUGUGUGUGUGAGUGUGUGAGUGAGUGUGUGUGAGUGAGUGUGUGUGAGUGAGUGUGUGUGAGUGAGUGUGUGUGUGUGAGUGUGUGUGUGUGUGAGUGUGUGUGUGUGUGUGUGUGUGUGUGUGUGUGAGUGUGUGUGUGAGUGUGUGUGUGAGUGUGUGUGUGAGUGUGUGUGUGAGUGUGUGAGUGAGUGUGUGUGUGACUUGAUUCAGCUGGUAAUAAGGGUCUUAUCUGGACAAAAUUAGUUUCUGUUCUGUAUUUGUGAAGAUAUCAAUUAAAUAAUUAUUUUUAAAUAACCAUGUUAAAUUAAUGUGAGAUUGUAACUUUGAAAAAAGUCUCUGUACAUGCGGUGCUGUUUUAUGUUGUGACUUUUAUUGCUUGUUAAUAGUAAAUGUGGUCAUUGUUCUACA
Messenger RNA from Myxocyprinus asiaticus (Chinese sucker), 9939 nucleotides. RefSeq names its product arf-GAP with Rho-GAP domain, ANK repeat and PH domain-containing protein 1-like. Gene Ontology annotation, biological process: signal transduction; positive regulation of GTPase activity. Gene Ontology annotation, molecular function: phosphatidylinositol-3,4,5-trisphosphate binding; GTPase activator activity; protein binding. The record is from RefSeq and is a predicted model, not a curated record. Bases 2043 to 5885 code for a protein of 1280 amino acids. The transcript is spliced from 34 exons. NCBI's taxonomy places the organism in Eukaryota, Metazoa, Chordata, Actinopteri, Cypriniformes, Catostomidae.